Bombus pascuorum is the source of this 3961-nucleotide messenger RNA. RefSeq names its product histone deacetylase 6 (gene HDAC6). The record is from RefSeq and is a predicted model, not a curated record. The coding region runs from base 343 to 3825 and encodes 1160 amino acids. The transcript has 19 exons. Gene Ontology annotation, biological process: chromatin organization. Gene Ontology annotation, cellular component: histone deacetylase complex. Gene Ontology annotation, molecular function: histone deacetylase activity; zinc ion binding. Lineage: Eukaryota; Metazoa; Arthropoda; Insecta; Hymenoptera; Apidae.
UGCUUGUUAAGUAUGGGAAGGUCUCGACAGAUGCGGAUUUUGUUUAUUUUCAGAAUUCGUGACUCUAUCUUGGACUAAAUGAUGACAUCACUGUAAUUUUAACUGUCGCCUAUAACUCGAAUAGUCUUUAUUGGAAUUGUACAUAUAAGAAUAAAAUUGAAAGUGAAAAAUGAAAAAGGUCGGAGCAACUGUAUUUUUACAAUGAAGAUAUUUGAUUCAUAUAAAAUAAAUCUGAUUCGAUUGGCAAAAGUCUAAAGUUUCUCUUUUGAGCAUGACUUGUUUGUAGAAAUUAUCUAUAAAGAGCUUCUUUACUGAAAAUUUUGGAGUUACUUAAAAACACAAAUGUCUGAUUCUGUGAUCUGCAAAAAUUUAUACUCUGCUGUUAAACAAUUAGCAGACAGUGAAAUUGAAUUAAUAAAAGCUAUAGAAAAUUCAGGAAAGAUAAAUAAUAGAAAUAUUAAAAAUACUAUGUCUGUGACAGAUAAGAAAAGUGCCAAAAAGUGUGCAAAAAUAUUUAAUGUUCGUCCAUCUGCUGCUUUAAUAGCAGCUAAACAUGAAGCAACACAACGUGUAUUACAAGGAAAGAAAUCUAACAAUGUUUUUGUACAUGAUAUAUAUCAAAAAGCUAUUGAUGCAUAUAAUAUAAAAAGGAAGGAAACUGGCAUUGUAUUUGAUCGUUCUAUGGCAGAACAUAAAUGCCUUUGGGAUCCAAGUUAUCCGGAAUGUCCUGCUAGAUUGACAAGAGUUGUGCAGAGAUGCGAGGAGUUAGGUUUAAUAAAUAGAUGUAAAUUGGUUACACCAAGACAAGCCUCAGAGGAUGAAAUACUAAUGAAGCACAGUCAAGAACAGAUAGAUAUUUUGAAGGCUACUAAUGAAUGUACAGAUGUAGAUAGUUUAGAAUUAUUAUCAUCAAAAUAUGAUGCCAUUUAUAUACAUCCUUCUACCUAUCAAUUGUCUUUGUUAGCUGUGGGUUCAACAAUAAAUUUAGUGGAAAGCAUUUGCAAAGAAGAAAUUCAGAAUGGUAUGGCCAUUAUAAGGCCACCAGGACAUCAUGCAAUGAAAUCAGAAUAUUGUGGAUAUUGUUUCUUUAAUAAUGUUGCAAUUGCUGCUGAAAAAGUUUUAAGUAGCAAUUUAGCUAGUAAAAUUUUGAUUGUUGAUUGGGAUAUACACCAUGGACAAGCUACUCAGCAAAUGUUUUAUAAUGAUCCACGAGUAAUUUAUUUUUCAAUUCACCGUUAUGAAAAUGGUGAAUUUUGGCCAAAUCUUAGAGAAUCCAAUUUCCAUUUUGUUGGAGAUGGUUUAGGAGAAGGAUAUAAUUUUAAUGUGCCACUUAAUAAAACUGGCAUGACCAAUGCUGAUUAUUUAGCCAUAUUUCAACAAGUUUUAUUGCCAAUGGCUUAUGAGUUUCAACCUGAUCUUAUAAUAGUAUCAGCUGGAUAUGAUGCAGCCUUGGGCUGUCCAGAGGGUGAAAUGUUGCUAACACCUGCAUGUUAUGCUCAUUUACUAUCAUCAUUAUUGAGUUUAGCUUCUGGAAAAGUUGCUGUUAUAUUGGAGGGUGGUUAUUGUUUAAAAUCAUUAGCAGAAAGUGCAGCAUUAACACUACGUACUUUGUUAGGCGAUCCAUGCCCUAUGUUAGAAACUCUCACAUUACCUUCAGUAAGUGUACGUGAUACCAUUUUAAAUACAAUUUAUGCACAUAAACCAUAUUGGAAAUGCUAUCAAUACCAAGAUACAUACAGUAUUAAUAGUACAACAAAUAAUAAAGAAGGAAGUAGUAAUCAAUAUUUACCUGCAGUUACAUUCAAAGGAACUGAUAUUAAGCCUGAAGUGUAUGAGACUCGAAAUUGUUACCCAACUCAAAAUAAAGAAGUUAUCGAAAUGAUAGAAAAGCAGUUAAAUACAUUAAUACAGUUUACUAACUUAUCUAAAGCACCUAACAAAGUAUGCAUUGUUUAUGAUGAUAGAAUGUUAAAACAUUGUGAUAUGUCUAAUGAUAAUCAUCCAGAAAAACCACAUCGUAUUAAUAUUAUUUAUAAAAAAUAUCAAGAGUACAAUUUACUUGAUCGAUGUUAUGUGCAACAGGGACGAAGUGCAACAAGAGAAGAAUUAAUAUUAGUUCAUUCAAAAGAAUAUAUAGAUACAAUAAAAGAUACAGAAAACUUAAAACCAAAAGAGCUAAAAAAGCAGGCAGAAACUUAUAAUUCGGUUUAUUUGCAUCCUGAAACCUGGUCAAGUGCCUGUAUAUCAACUGGAUCAUUAUUACAAGUAGUUGAUAGCGUAUUAAAUGGAGAAAGUCAAUCCGGUAUUGCUAUUGUUAGGCCUCCAGGGCAUCAUGCUGGAGAGAAUACAGCAUGUGGUUUUUGUAUCUUUAACAAUAUUGCUAUAGCAGCUAGAUAUGCGGUAGAAUUUCAUCAUGUAAAAAGAGUAUUGAUAGUAGAUUGGGAUGUACAUCAUGGUAAUGGAACUCAAUCCAUCUUUGAGGAAGAUCCUAAAGUUUUGUAUAUGUCUGUCCAUCGUUAUGAUAAUGGCAAUUUUUUUCCAAAUUCUAAACGAGCAAAUUACUCUUAUGUCGGUUCUCUAUCAGGAGAAGGUUUCACUGUUAACAUUCCAUGGAAUAAGAAAGGAAUGGGUGAUGCAGAAUAUAUAGCAGCAUUUCAACAGAUAAUAAUGCCAAUUGCUUAUCAGUUUAAUCCAGAAUUAGUCUUAGUUUCUGCGGGUUUCGAUGCAUGUAUUGGGGAUCCUCUAGGAGGUUGUUUCGUAACACCAGAAAUGUAUGGACACUUAACACACUGGCUAUCUUCUUUAGCUAAUGGUCGUAUUAUUCUUAGCCUUGAAGGAGGUUACAAUAUUAAUUCAAUCGCGCAUGCAAUGGCUAUUUGUACAAAAUCUUUGCUUGGUGAUCCUUUACCGAUAUUAGAGAAUGGCCAAACUCCAUGUGCGAGCGCUAUUCACACUAUAAAUAAUGUUAUAAAAACACAAAAACAAUAUUGGAUGAAUUUAGUAUUUAAUUUAUCUUUACCGAAAGAGAGAGUACUUCCUAAACCCAAAGUUCCACAUAUAAAGACAAAUGAACAUGUUAUAAACAGUGAAGAAAUAUUAAAGCAUUCAGAAUCUAAGAUAGCAUUGGAAGAAAUAGAAACAGAAAAAAUGCAAACUAGUCAGAAAAACCUUACAACUUGGAAGCUGAUAAAUAAAAUGGCCUCACAAGAAGAUUGUGAGAAGUUACAAGAGUUUCUUAAAUCUGUACAUGAGCGACGUACACAUACAACAAUUAAUGCUUCUUAUAAUGAUAAAGGUUCCAAGUAUACAAAGAAAUGCAUGAAUCAGGACGAAGAAGAAGGACAUUCUGAUGAAAAUGUUACCAAUUUUGCUGCUGGUAGUAGUGGUGAACAAGGCGAAAGAGCAAGUGUGCAAAUGACUGGAAGUAAAAGUUUACAUGAUUAUUUGUUGGAAAAUUCGCAAGCAUUAGUGGAUGGAGACAUGUUUGCAGUGAUACCUUUACGAGAAUGUCCACAUUUGGAUAGUGUCAAGGAUGUACCAGUUUCUGGAAUUGAUAUAUAUUCACCAUGUAUAGAAUGUGAAAGCAAUGUUGAAAACUGGAUCUGUUUACAGUGUUAUACGGUUCACUGUGCUCGUAAUAUUAAUCAACAUGGUUUAAUACACGCUGAAGAAAUGGAACAUCCAUUGGCCCUAAGUUUCAGUGAUUUAUCAGUUUGGUGUUACAAAUGUGAGGCAUACAUAGAUAAUCCGCGAUUAUUUGCCGCGCGCAAUGCUGCACAUCAAAGUAAAUUUAAUGAGGAAUUACCAUGGACAUAUGAAAUAUAAAUGAUAAUUGAAAUAAAUAUGUAUUUAUGAAAAAUUUAUAAUUAACAUUGUGUAUUUUAUAAUACUUGUAAAUCUAUAAAAUACACAUUUUAAUUUCCGUAUCAUGUUUAAAUAAAUUGUUAAUAUAACUUGAAAA